Messenger RNA from Ailuropoda melanoleuca (giant panda), 629 nucleotides. RefSeq names its product G protein-coupled receptor 15 ligand (gene GPR15LG). The transcript is spliced from 3 exons. The record is from RefSeq and is a predicted model, not a curated record. NCBI's taxonomy places the organism in Eukaryota, Metazoa, Chordata, Mammalia, Carnivora, Ursidae. The coding region runs from base 97 to 342 and encodes 81 amino acids. Gene Ontology annotation, molecular function: G protein-coupled receptor binding.
CCUUCCUGUAUCACCCUAUAAACGUCUGAGGUGGCCCCAGGAGGACCUUCGCGGCACAGCUGUCUCCCCAGGACGUGCGGUUCCAGCCACCCCACCAUGAGGCUUCUAGUCAUCUCCAGCCUUCUCUGCAUCUUGCUCCUCUGCCUCUCCGUCUUCUCUGUGGAAGGGAGAAAAAAUUCUAGUCAUCUUAUCAAGCCCUCAAAACGCAGGCUCUGCUGUUCCCGAGUUCCCAGCCCUGCCCUGAUGACCCAGAAAGGGCGCCUUGUGAGGAUCUGCAGACCGUGUAAGUUCAAGCCAGAGUCCCGCAUUUGGGUGGUACCUGGGGCUCUCCCGCAAGUGUAAUGUUCCCCAGACAAGAUGGCACACAGCUAAGACCCUCAGGCCCAGUGCUCGAGGCACCCAGAAGUCUCAGGUUCUCCCAGGACACUCCUCUUGAAGCUGGGGCCGAUGGCAAAGAUGUCAAGAGCUUUGGCCCAUGGAAGCUUCUACCCGUGAGCCACGAGCCUCUUCUCUUAAAGACACAACAUUUCUUCCUGCCACGUUGGACAGUGCUCAUGCUGCCUUUUGGAAAAGCCUGAACCAGAAUUUUCUGAAAACCACAACAUAAAUACAAAGGUCAAAAACCUGGA